CAUGUACAAGUAGAUUUUAUAUACAAAGAAGUAUACGAGCGGACACAUCAAUUACGAGUAGGAGUUUUAUUAACGAGCAGGGUGAUCACCAUGAUCGAGAGGAUGGUAAAACAGAUUUGAUAAUGACGAGAAGGAGAAGGAAGCAUCAGUCAGUUGUACUUCUAUGUGUUCGAUCAUUUCUAUCAGAAAACCUGCAUAACGAGAUGCAAUUCAAGAUCAGCAACGUGCCUCGUCGUCGUCUGUCGAUUCUGUCCUUUCAGUUUAUUCUUGUGAAAGUCCUCAACAUCUUGACAGUUUUUUUCAUCUAUGGUUUUUUACGCGACAACACACGCAGCAUGCAAUCUUCAGUUGUGGUUUGACUGUGUUACAACGCAUCUUCAUGCUCACCCGCAAACCCUGAUGUAAGCCCAUGAAAACGACCCAUUGUUUUUUUCGCUGUCGUGGUCCGUCAGAAGCAAAUAAUGUCUCCUGAUGUAUAAUUGUGCUGAAUCUCUAGCAUGUCAGAGCUAACGCAAAUCUUAGUGUGAAGUGUAAGUCUGCGAGCUAAUAAUUCGAUUCUUUAAAUGGGCAUGGACAUGUUGGAAUAGGAUAGUAACUUGUAACAACGAGAAGGGUUAGGGACUCCAUCUCUAUUUAUUAAGUGUAGUCCGAUUUCUUGAUGAAAAAUCUCAGGCGAACUAGUGGUUGUGGUUUCCAACCAAAGCAUCCUCCUGGUGCUGAACGAGGAUCCAUGAUGUUAAAGACUUGUUGUGGAAUAUAGAUCCGAAGAUUUUUGCUUUAUCUUGUUGUGCAUUGUUGAGUAACAACUGCUAGUUUUAUUCGAAGUCGACCAUUUUUUUCUUCGUAGUACAACUACUCACUUAGCUUACUUGAUGAGUGUGAGUCCUCACUAUCUCGAGGUAUAAUUCGUGACUCAGUCUUUUCUUGCUUUUUUUUGGAGACUAGAAACGUUGCCAAUCUUACACUUGCACUUAUCGUCCCAUGAUUUUCUAAGUCUAACGUAAAAAAACGAAAAACAAACAAAAUGAUUGGGGUAACAUCAGCUGCAGCGUCUUCAGGACAGGAACAGGCUCGUGUAGGUCCUCCACCAAUGGAGUCCUCAGGCUUCAAACUAGCUUCCUCCGCGUCAGCCGGUGACUCUUGGGAAGACACUUGCUUGUUUUUCGUUGGUCAUACGAUUUUGUACCUGAGUUUUCGGUUCUUCAGUUUCCCCUUUACUGAGAGGCGAGACUAUGGGAACCGCUACUUCUUCUUCGUCAACUACAUGUCUCUGUGGCUAGCGCUGACCGCGAUCGCCUAUAUGCCAAAAAUCAAGGCUCUAGACGUCUUUCGAUCGUCCGGCAUUCGGGAUGUGGUCUACUUCGCGAUGGCGGCGACGCCGUUUGGCUGUUUCACGGUUUGGAGCGGUGAUUUGCUUUUCGGCGUGGUAAAUUGCCUCAGAGGCCGACGAGGACGGACCAGGCGUUUGGUUGAUAUGGUGUGGGGGGUUUCCGGUGGAGUGGUUGUACGCUUGUCGAUGUUCUGUGGAAAAAACUCGUUUUAUUCUGCGGGAAAGCAGGGCGAAGAUGACGAGACGAGCACAGGAGCAACCUUCAGUGGAGGUGCUUCUCCAGGGGGAAAGAACGAUGAUAUUGAAAUGACCAACAAGAAAACUGCAGCUAGUACUGCAAGCGACGUCCCGGAUGAGAUGCGAAGUCCAUCUGUGCAAUCAGACGAUACCGAUAUCUUCAGUGACACUUCUUCGCCAGUCAAGAAACGCAGUCGCGAUGAAGAUGAAGAAGGCCAAGGACAAGAAAGUAAAGUCCUCGGAGAACGUGGAGAAUCAGGUUCAGGAGACAUUGGAGACCUAGCAGGGGGUGUCUCAUUAGAGGAGGAUAUACCAGAAAGUUCUCCCUCACGUUUACAGAGUGAUGGUGUGACCUUUUUAAACGCGAAGAACCCACCACCCUUUUCUGCGCAUCGCACUCAUCGUGAGUUCGCUUCGAAUGCCACGUUGUUGACUAGUUCUGUGGCGUUGCAGUAUUGGGUAGUACUGCUGAUGCGCGAUGAAGAUGACGGAGGUGCAGCGUUACGACAGAAUGGUGAGGUACUACUGCAACAUCAGAAGUUGCACCAAGUAGGACUAAAUGGCAACGAUGCAGAUCUGCUUCUGGCCGCAGGAGCUCAGCAUCAGACUUCUAUAUUGACUACCAGCAGUCAUCGUGGUUUCCUUCACAUUUUCUUUGGAACCGGCAGCCCAGUCGCCACCUUAAUGAGGACGCCAAUCGGGUUGCAAUGUGUCUUUUCCAUCACCUUCUCGUUCCUCCUCUUAGUUUCCAUCAUCUUGGAGAAACUACUAGCGCCCCUCCUCGCCAGUCGUUUCCCAAGUGUGCAGUUCGACGUCAAAGGGCUGCUGCUUAGUUACGGCCCGAAGUGGGACGAGAUGUCUGGCAGAAAGAGUGCCAAGUUUCUAGACCCGGCUACGUUGAAGGAGAUGGUCCCUUGGUACGCGAUUAUGCGAGUGUCUGCGGCCAUAGAGGUAACGGUGACGAGCAGUCUAUUCUUGGGACGCUUCGACAUGCGGCAAAUGCUCACAGCUUUGAAGGGGCCACCCAGAGUCUUCAGCUUCUGGCGAAAGUUCGAGUCGCUAGAAGAAGUGCUAAUGUUAAGGCUCACCUUCUAUACAAUUCACUUGUUCAGAUCAAGAAGUUCAUCUACAACUCAUUGCUCAGUGUUAAUCUCCCUCAAGUACUUAGGAUCGGGUGGCAGAAAUGGCAGUGCAGGCAAGAAGUGAAUUGAUGUUUUGAUGAGGUCUAAUUUUCAGUCGAACCAUGCCCGCUCUUCAGCAUCUGGGAGGUGGUUUUAGUGCAGCAGCAUCGGCGUCAGAGCGAAGCGCGCAUAGAAGAGAAAGAUCGAGCUCAUCAAAAGGGAGCUUUAGUGCUAAUAACAUAGCUUGGCAGGAACACGAGGUGGAACCUCCAUUGAGAUUUGCAUCAGCGAACAGUGACGCAUUAAAUUCUAGGGACGACCACCUUCUAGCUACAACCAGUACCGGUCUUUUUGGAGAACAAGAUAAAGAAAGUGAAAGUCCUCUGAGCAAAUUACUAGAAGAAGGCGAUGAAGAAGGACCUUUUCCAAUUUUUUUAAGUCCAAAGACUCAGAUCCGUCGGCACGCACCACCUCCCGCAUUUCUCAGGCAUCGAUCUUCUACGACGACUGCAUUCGCAGACGCAGACUCAUCUCCCAGGAAGAAGAGUCUAGUCGUGGUCGAUGCGGACGCGGACGCAGAAUCUUCAUCUUCAAACCUGGGUGGACCAGGAGCAGAAGGCGCAGCACGUGUUGUUCCUUUCAGUCCAGCUCCUUCUCCCAGUCCAGCUCCUUCUCCAGCUCCUUCCUCGAACUAUGGCGACGCUGACGAUCUCGGUCACGACAUUGGUUCGGAUGGCACUGAUGAUGGCGAAGUAUGGAUCGACUUUGUGGCAGACACGGGAGACGGGUUUAAUGCUCAGUAUGCGAUCGCUCGUGCACAAGCACAGCCGAAGCUGCGUGUCCGCGUGCCUGAAGAACUACCCCCAAGGCAGAAGAUGUUGGCGGAAGUGCUGACGGGAAGUCGACCAGUCGCGCGUGCGCAGACGCUGUUCAAUUUCACUACUGCGAUUCCACGUAGGGGAGUGAGUAGACUCUUUGAGAGUAUCAGCAACUUGUCACUGAACAGCCUUGCAGAAGAAGAUGAUGCAGAUUCUGGCAAGGACAAGGACGCCAAGACAUGUUGCACAUCAAAAAAAAUCAGAGGUGGAGCGCUUCUUGGAACGAGUGGUAGGAGUAAAUCGAAAGAAGAAGUCGGCAGUAGAAGUCCCAACAAAGUGCUACGAACAAGAAGCGAGACUACGGGAGGUGGUAGCGGUAACGGUACUAGUAUUACGGCUUCAGGUCGUAAUCCAUCUUGAAAAGCAUCUUGGGAGCUUCGUCUAAGGGAAACGCAAGCCCAGGAUGCCUUUCAAGAUGGAUUCCGGGAGGGUCUAAUAGUAGAGGUAAAUGGCAGUUCCCUGCUACUGCUAGUAGUAUGUCGAGGAACAUGAAGAAGAAAGCGACUGAGUUUCUCUCCAAACAUCUGAGACGAAAAUCUGACGCAACACAGAAAGAGCAGUUCCUAGUUCUCCCGCGUGCGAAGUAUUACUUCCAUGGUGGCGAUAUUGCCUAUCCGAACCCAAGCAAAGAAGAAUUUUUAGAAAGAUUCUUCUUUCCUUACCAUUUGGCAUUGAGGGAACCUUCUAUGGACCAUCAUUCGGGCAGUGGUGGGCGUAGAGUAUCAGGUCGCAUCGGAGGACAAGGUGGUGACGAACAAGAAGGUGGCUCUUCUAGCAGUACGUCUGGAGGUAGCCGACAACGGGAAGAGCAGCAUUCUCCUUCUUCUGGAAGUAGUACUAGUAUGGGCAAGAAAAUCGAAAUCUUCCCGGGUAAGAACAAUUCGAUGGCGUCUACUAACGGAGAAACGAGUGGAACCACAAUUUCAGGCUCUACAUCCUCAUUGUCAAGUCUAGAGUCACCAAGGGAGAACUCUGUAGAAGUUGACAGAAGAGAUUUAUUGGGAGCCACAUCUUCAAAUUAUAAUAUCGCUAGAAGUAGUACUGGCGCUCCUUUACACGCACAAUCUUCGUUAUUCCCGGGCACUUCCGCUUCUAUGAACUACAACAGCGCAACGACUUCUAGUAGUGCCACGGGAUCGAAGACGCUGCUCAGGCGAAGAAGCUCGAUGCAGGUUCAAGAACAAAUUGAGAAGCUUUCACGUCAAACCCCUAAGCACAGCUCCCGUUGGUACUACUCCUCUUGCCUGAAGAACAAGGAACAAAGCUCGUUGACGACAUUUCGCGACAGGGAGAGAGAUCCAAGAAGUUCUUCAUUGACGUCAUGGGGAGUAGGAAACAUCAAUCCUCAUCUGCUGAGUGGGUUCGCUACUUCCCCUGUGCACGGAGCAAGCGAAACGAGGCUAAGUUCCACUUCCACAGAGCGGUCUUCCUUGGUAUCUUCAUCACCAAGAAGCUCAGCCCGCUUCUCGAUGCUCUCAAAAUUUUGGUCUGGCUAUGUGGAGAGCAGUCUCCGAGAAAGGGGAGAACCUUCUAGUGUUUCUAAACACACCUCGUCGUCCUCUGGGUCUUCCAAGAAAACCAAUUACUAUCAGCCACCGACCGAAAAACUUGAUGCGGGGGAUUUGCGCGAUCAUCCUGGCCCUCUUUGUUUCAUCAUUCCCGGCAACCACGAUUGGUACGACAACUUGACAACGUACCAGGAUUUGAUCCUAAACCGUGCGUGGCUGGGAGGCUGGUACAUGCCGCAGGAACACAGUUACUUUAUCACGCAAGUCCACCAAGACUGGUUCGUUUUCGGGUUAGACAUCUCUUUGACGAACGACAUCGACGCGAGUCAAUUCCUCUACUUCAAGACCUUCGUGGAACAGGAGUUGAUCCCGCACAAAUCGCGUGUUAUAUUAAGGGGACGACGAUGCUCUUCCUCACUUAGUGUGAAUGGUUCUGGUAUUUGGUAACCUGCAUUUGAUCCUAAGGUUUCUCUUCUUGUUUUCCCUCAGGAUCAAACUCAGGCUACCAAAUACCAGAACCAUUCAUCUUUUACAAGCGUUUGUUUGCCCUUGUUCAAUAAAAGUAAGUAGGUGGAAAGGCAUAACAAACGGGGGAUCAUAGAAACACCAAGACCUCCGAGACCCUAUUAACCCUCUAAUUAUAGCAAUCACGCACAUGCCAAACUUCAGCAACGAUGCCGCAAUGAGAAACCGGACAGGACCAUGGUUAAUGCAGUUGCUUCAUGGCGUGAUGAAGGACGUGUUGGCAAUGCGAUGGUGCGGAGAUUUGCAUCAUUACAUGCGGUAUGAGCCAGACGCGUUGGGAAACACACCGAUUCGAGAUGGACUCUCGCAGGUACUUCUGAUAAUUUAUGUGUUUUAAUACUGUUAGACGAGGGUUCUUUAGGGUUGAAACAUUUGUUAAUCAUUUUUACAAGCCCUACUUAAGAUUGCGACUAAAAAAUGAAAUGCUCGUUCAACCUUUAAUUAUAGACAAUGUCUUUCAGCCUGCUCAUUGUAUAUCGUUCCAAAUUUAAUGUCACAACACUUUAGCAGAGCUUGCAGGUACCUUCAUCUGUCCUGAUCUGUAAUAUGACCUGUUCAUCACUGUCACUCUAUCAGGUAAUCUCUCACUCCGAAGCCGUUCCCCUCAUCGUUGCUGGUGGCGGCGGCGCCUUCACACACCCGACCCCAUGGGGGCACCAAGAAAUGCUCACGACCCACUAUGAACCCUACGAAACUGAACCAAGGUUGCCCUACCAAGGUUACAAGCCCGUUUCCAUGUACCCCACAGCCGAGCAGACCAACAAAAUGGCCAGAUCCGUUCCUCGCAAGUGGCGUAACGCAAAUUACCAAGCUGACAUUGUCAUUGGCAUGAUCUACUUGGCAGGCAUCUUAGGAGCGUUUCCUUUGUGCUUCAUCCAGCUGGCGGACCUGCAGAAAGGGAUCCAGAGCCGUGCUGAGACCCUAACAGCGACAAGACGGCGAAUUGUAGCUACACUAACAGGCACAGCGAAUGCAACUAGUACGUCCUCUGGUAGUUUGGGAAGUACUACCUCUACUACUUCUAAAGGUGAUUUGGACUACCUCACUCGAGAAGUGAACGGAGGAACAGGAGCUACAUGGCUGUGGAGAACAGAGUCAGGAAACGAGGUGGAUGCCCCUAGGGAAAAACUACAACAGAAUCAGAAAGAAGAAGUAGCUGGAGGCGAUGAUACCUUAACUGUGGUUGCCUCGCUUCUAGCGGACUCUGUAGAAUCAGCGGGAGGAACGAUUCAACAAGCGAAAAUCAUGGCCGCAACCACCUUUCCUACAGCAUACGAGUCGGUUACCACUUUGUUGACGCCAGAUGAGUCUGAAGAGUCUCAACUACCUGGAGCUGCCGAUAAGAACGCUUCUCAAGAACUACAUCAACUGCGAGCAAAUGAGCAGAACAUCAAGGAUGACGUUCUUCCUGUAUGGCUUCUUGCGCUCGUAAUUCAUUUCUUCACGACCCUGAUGCCCCAGUGCUACCAUCACAUUUGGCAGGAGACGAACAUUGCACUCUUUGUCCACGUCGCUCUACUGAUUGGUUGCGCUUGUGUCACGCAAGACACCUACGCUUGCACUGGUAUCGCGCGCAACGUCAAUGUCCGGCGAUUGGCAGGCAUGCUGCAUGGCUUGGCGCAUAGUCUGUGCAUCGUUCUCUUCGCGGUUUCGUUGGAAGUCAUGUUGCAGUUCUCCACGCAGUACCACAAGCCGUUGCAAACGACUCCGGAGGUCGUUACUUGGGUCGAUGACACCUUUUUCUUCGGUCGCGAGGUGCUUCACUCUAUUCUGAAAUUUCUCCUCCAAGCAAUCGAGGUUCCUGGAGGACUAACCGACGCCAAGGAGCAAAUCUGCGCAACUACAACUACAACUGGGGGAAGAAAAACUACAAAAAUCUCCCGCGAAGGCAUGAUCUUUUAUCGCCUCGGCAUGGGCGUUUAUUUCUACGCCACUGCAGUUCCGGUCGCUGCUUUCGUUAUGGGAUCGUUUUUCGCGCUCUGCAUGAUUUACCUCUACAUCCACCAGAAUGAAGCUUUCGUCAGCCUCCGCGAUGCGAAUCAUAAGAGUUUCGUGCGCUGUCGCAUCGAUAAAAGUGGAAACCUGAAAGCGUGGGCAGUAGGCAUCGAGAAUGUUGGCGAAGGAAUUGGCGCACACUGGGAACUGGAUUCGAUGGCCAGGAAAUGCAAGAUGGAUCCUUGGAACGACCCUUUGCCUUCGAAAUACUUCUCUGCGAAAGCUUCGCCGCCGCAUCUAGUCGAUUGUUUUACCGUACGAGGAGGAAAAAUGUUGAACAAUGUAGGUGAAGGGGGCGGAGGUAACAGAAGUGGAGGUAGUAGAGGAACAGGAGGACCACGUCUAGGAGGUGCUAGUGGCCCUGGUGGUAGUUCUAGUUCUCCCAAGGACUACAACCAGACUAGAUUCGAGCAUAUUCUUCAGGGAAGUGAAAGUGAUCUCGACGAGAUGUUGGAGCGGAAUGCGAUGACGAUGUAGAAGAACCACGAUUAAAUAUAUGAAUAAAUCUAUUGUCCAUUGGUACUACUAGGUUAGACUGUGCAGGUUGUAACUGUUGUAGUUAGAGCCAGAAAGGCCUAGUCUGGCACUGGCUUCACGGUGAUAGCUUUAGCUCUUCCCUGCUAACAUAAUAACUAGCGCAUUACGAUUACUUGAACUUGAUUCAGUCUCACUUAAGUUUUUUCUUAACAAAAAACCCGAAAGCCUGGCAAUUGUAAUUUUUGGCAGAGUUCUUGUAAGAGACAUCUCUACUUAGGUGAAAGUUGUAGGCCCAAUCCGAAUCGACUAACGUCAUCUUCAAUAGACUUCUCUACUCAGUCUUCAAUCUACUCGUAGAUACGCCGCCCUUCUUUUUGGCGUCCCUCGUACGCCUCUCGUGUAAAUUUAAAGGUGC
Amoebophrya sp. A25 is the source of this 8486-nucleotide messenger RNA. The record is from the annotation of a GenBank genome assembly. Lineage: Eukaryota; Dinophyceae; Syndiniales; Amoebophryaceae.